UUCUCGACUUGGGCGCAACGGACAUCCUUCUCGCCCAUCAGCUUGCCCUUCAUCCUCUCCUACCGCUCACCUGACUGCGAGCUUUGACUCAGUGAACGAGGUUCUCACACUCCCCCGAAGCUCCUUCGAGCGCUCACCACCUCAUCGACCCACUGCUUAUCGAUCUUGUUGGCCAGAUGUUUGGCGGAGGAGCAGGGCAAUCGACGGGUUUUGGGUUUGGUGCUGCCAACAAUCAGCAGCAGCAGGGCGGUGGAGGAAUAUUUGGGGGUGGACAGCAGCAGAAUCAGGGAGCCAGUAAUCCAUUUGGCCAACCAGCUCAACCGAUGUUUGGCCAGCCUGCUGGGUCAGCUGCCUCGAAUCCAUUUGGUAGCUCGUCUCAGACGCAGCCCUCUACUAGCUUUUCCUUUGGCGGUGCUGGUGCUUCUACCGCUCAGCAGCCUUCCACCUUUGGUGCCCAGGCUAACAAGCCCGCUGGAACAUUUUCCUUCGGAGCUGCCAAUACCGGACAGACACAGAGCUUUGGGUUCGGUGCCCCUCAGCCCGCCCAACAGCCCGCUUUUGGAGCUGCCAACAACAAUCUGUUCGGGCAGAAGCCAGCCGGCGGUGGGCUCUUCGGCUCCAAUCAGCCAAGCAGCACUGGCAAUGCUCUGGGUCAGCCUGCUCAGUCUCAAGGCGGCAUCUUCGGCGGCACGAAUGCGCUCGCAGGUCAAGCAGCCAUGCCCACUCAGGGUACCCUUAACCCACCUUAUCGCGAAACGGUCAUUUCGGAGUCGGACAAUAACAACUCCAAGGUCGGCGACUACAAGUACACUGCGAUAACCAUGGCACCUGCAUACAGAGCUGCAUCGUUCGAAGAAUUGCGUUUGCAAGACUACCAGCAAGGGCGCAAAAAUGGCAAUUCUGGACCAUCGAUUGGUGGAUUCGGCGUACCUGCUCAGACGAAUCCCUUCGGACAGACCUCUCAGCAGCAGCCAGGUGGAAUCUUUGGCGCGCAGCAGCCGCAACAGAACAGCACGCCAUUCGGCCAACAACCGCAGCAACAGCAGCAGGCAGGGGGAAUGUUUGGCGCGCAGCAGCAGCCACAGCAGACUGGUGGCAUCUUCGGCGGCAACACCGCUGCAGGACAGACGGGCGGCAUGUUUGGCCAGAACAGCCAACAAGGCCAGCAGACCGGUGGAUUCUUCGGUCAAAACAAUGCAGGCCAGCAAGCUGGUCAAGCUGGCACGUUUGGAGGAUUUGGUACCACUACGCCUCAGCAGCCUGCCGCUAACUCGUUCGGCGGAUUUGGGCAGCAAAACAACACACCCAAACCCGGAGGUCUGUUCGGCUCCAACAAUAAUGCUUUUGGCGCACCUCAACAAUCCCAACAGCAGCAAAAUACGUUUGGCUUUGGCGCAAACAAUAAUCAGCAGCAGCAAGGCCAACAACAAGGCACCUCGACGUUUGGUGGAGGCACAAGUACCUUUGGAGGUUUUGGCAAUACCUCUUCGGCACCCAAACCAGGAGGUCUCUUUGGUGCGGCACCUGCUGCCUCCACUGCACCCUCGUUUUCUUUUGGUGCCACAAGCUCCGCAGCUGCAGCACAGCCCAACAAGCCCGCGUUCAGCUUCGGCGGAGGGACAAACACGUUCGGCUCGAGCGGUGCGACCACCGGAUCCGCCGCUGCCCCAUCUCAGGGCCUCUUUGGACAAAGUCAGCCAGUGACCACCAGUCAGCCGGGAGGCGGCUUCGGCAGCACGGGCGGUUUUGGUGGCAACACCACGUCCCAGCCUUUUGGCCAGUCGCAGCCGGGUCAACAACCCAAUCAGCCAGCAACUUCUGGCUUCGGCUCUGGUGGAUUGUUCGGCAACAAGCCGGCCACGAGCGGUGGUCUCUUCGGCCAGAAUCAGCAACAGCAACAACCCGGCCAGCAGCAGUCUACUGCAUCGACUUUUGGCGGAUUUGGUGGUAACAACAAUAAUGCGCCCGCAGGGCAAGGCGGUGGCCUGUUCAGUGGAUUCAAUAGCGGAGCGAACAAUGCCACAAAGUCCCUCUUUGGAGCUGCAUCUGGUCAGCCGUCAGGCGGUGGUCUGUUUGGCAAUAAUCCCGGUGCAGGCCAGAGUACUGGAGGCCUGUUUGGUGCGCAGAGCCAAGCACCAGGUGCAGGUGGCCUGUUUGGCCAGAGUCAGGCUGCUGGCAACGCAUCGUUGUUCGGAAACACACAGAAUUCUAGCACGUCUCUGUUUGGCAACUCUGCACAAGCCCAGCCGACGCAGCCUCAAAUGCCGAAUUUCCAAGCUAGCCUGGUCAAAGACCCGUACGGCACCGACGCUCUUUUUGCUCAGCACGCACAACCCAAGGCAGCUGAUCCCGAUGCCGGUUUGGCACGACAACCGUACCUGCCUUUCAACGUUAGCGCUGACAAAGUGCCUCGCAAAGCUAUCCCUGCUAUCCGACCUUUCAGCCCCAAUACGAAGGGCGCGGCGCGGUUCACCCGUUUGCGCGGUACCACGCCUGGAUUCAGCACUCGCGAGGACACGCCGGGCCGCGAAGGAUCACCUUCUCUCUUCGGCUACGGGUCCGCAAACGCGCGAGCGAGCCCAGCGAAGAGCCUCUUCAGAGGCCUCAGCGAUGAUUUGCCGACUGCCGAUGGCAACCGCGCAGCUUCCCCCGGACUGCCGCUUCAGGCUUUCAAUCGCAGGAGUGGAAGCGUUCGUCGGUUGGUGCUUGACGACGAUGCUGGUAAUCUAAGCGGCAGUCUCUCCACCAGAUCUCUGUUUGGCUCCACCUCAAGAGCUGGAAGUGUGGCUCCAGGCUCUAGAAAGAGCGCCACGCCUGGCGGUGACUCUCUGUUUGGCACACGUGGAGGAACAGCUCCGCCGGGUCAAGAGUCAGCACCGCGCGUGGCCUUCAGUCCCGCGCUUGAGGCAGGAGUGGCGACAAGCCGUAGGCCAAACUUGGCUGACACUAGCCGUCUGAGCGGAGCUGCGGACUCCAGCGUCAACACCUCUGUCUUAGGCGGACGAAGUGGCGCGGAUGUCGAUACCCCAAGCAGACCACCGCUUCGAGAGGUGGCAUCUGCUUUGCCCUCUCUUACCUCGACGAGGAACCGCAAGGACGAUGCGUCGGCUCCUACUACCGACCGGGAUGAUCAUUUGCCCUUGAACUACUACACUUCACCGCCUGUGUCGACUCUGCAGACUUACAGCAAGCGAGAGCUCUCUGCGGUCAAGGACUUUGUUGUGGGACGUCACGGAAGUGGCUCCGUGCGGUUUUUAGAGCCCGUGGACCUUUCGAGCGUUCCUGAUUUGAACCUCAUCGCAGGUGGAAUCGUCGUGAUUCGCUCACACGAGACGAUGGUGUACCCCAAAGAAGCGGAAAUUUACGUUGGAGACACCAACGAGUUGGGUGAUGGCGUGCUGGCCGACUUCGAACCCGACGAGAUGCAUUACCCACCUGUGGGCGAGGGACUGAACCAUGCUGCGCUCGUGAGCCUGCAAGGUCACUGGGUGCUCGAUAAGGCUACGCGCAAACACAUCACCGAUCCUUCGCACGCUAGGGUCAAGCAGAGGAUCGCGAAGCUGAAAGCCGUACCUGGCGCCCACUUUGAGUCUUACGAUCCCGCAGAAGGCAUCUGGCGUUUCAAAGUUGAUCAUUGGAGCAGGUACGGUCUGGAUGACGACGACGACGAAGAUGAGGAGGGGAUGCAGGCUGAAGAUGCGAAAGUAGCUGCUGCCCGACGCGUCAACACACCGAGGAAGAGUGUUGGCUCGGGAGUUUUCAGACCAAGACGCGCCACAUCCGCAAAGCCCGACCCCGCAGAUGAUGCGGACGCGCAUUCGGAAGCAUCUAUGCGUCUCAGCGAGCUGCGAAGCCCUGAGCCAGUCACCGCACGUGACACCGAGGAUGCCACACCACGCUUUGCGCAGGCGCGCUUGCGAGCGACAAAAUCACCGACACCAGUCGGCCAGGAUUUCGAAGCGUCAUCUAGACGCCUGGCACAGCAGCCUUGGGCCGCUACGCUGGGAUUGGAACCGAGGCGCGUGCAGGUCAUGCAGGCAAGCUUCUUUGGGCAGGCGUCGCCUGCUCAGGAGACCAAACAGCAAUUGCCCGGGCCCCCUCUUCUCGGCAACCGCAAGCACGCGCGUCGGAGCUCUCAUGGGACUGCGCCAACUGCCGCCGCCCGCUCGACCUUCUCCACGCCAGCUUCUGCUCCGGUAGAAGCGCCUUUGACCGUCUCUGCGCCCAUUGCCAAACCGCAGAAAUUUUCGAGAACGGAAAACACCAGCUCAAUCGUAGCUGGUGCUGAACGCCUGACGAUUGAUGCUGGUUUGUCCAUGGGACGCAGCUUCCGCGUUGGUUGGGGACCGGAUGGAACUAUUGCCCACAUUGGCAAGCUCUUCGUUGGCACUCAAUCAGUGGCAUCUUCUUCGCGUCGCACAGAUCACUUGCCCUCUUCCGCUGUCCGCCUCGAAAAGUUGCGUCUCUUUAGCGAUCCCGAGUCUGACGCAAAAAACGCGAAGAAUCUGCUCGAGCGGCAAUUUCGCCACACUCAAAUCGAUACAGAGGAAGAAGCAGAGGAGGAGGAAGAGGGAGCUGUAGCUGAAGCUGAAGCGCGCCUCGAAGAUGCGACAACGCCUCUGGCUUUUUUGCGGCCUGACACGCGUUUCAAGCAUUUUGCUUCGCUUUUUGAGGCCAACGAUCGUUCACACGACGCAACCAUCUGGAGGCUAGGCGCAGCCCUCUUUGACGAGAUCGACCUCCGGCUCCCAGAGGAUGCGCCACCCGACACCACUGCCACUGCCUUGAGCAUCAGACGUAAGGCUGUACUCUCCGCCACCCUUGCUCAUGCAGUCUCCAACACGGUGGAAGUUGAGGCGCGCUCAUGUGUCGCAGCCAAUAGACCUGCCGCUCUUGUCUUUGCUCAUCUGACUGGGUACCAGAUUGAGAGGGCCUGCCUAGCAGCUAUCGAAGCUGGUGAUGUCCGACUCGCAACUCUGGUAGCGCAAGCUAGCGGAGGCGACGAAGAGACAAGAGCAGACGUCAAUGACCAGCUGACCGUCUGGAGACAGCAAGCGGCCCUGGCUCAUAUUUCCAACGAUCAUCGGCGAGUCUACGAGCUUCUGGCAGGCAACGUCACACUCUCCGAGGGCAUCGACGCAGCUCAACAAAGACGCGCAAAUGACCCCGUCGAUCGAGCGGACGACACUCAGAUUCCAGCCGGACUGGAUUGGAAGCGAGCUUUUGGACUCCACUUGUGGUACGACACGGCGCACUCUGACCCUCUCAGAUCUGCGGUAGAACGCUACGAAGCCGCAGUGGGUGGUCGAGGUGACACUGCGCCUCCUUUACCUCCGUACUUGCAGUCUAGUCAGAAAGCUUCGCUCCAGCUGCGCUCGAUGAUGCAAAAGUCUGACUAUGCCAGAGAUGCUCUUUUCCAGCUCAUCAAGCUUUUCGCAAACUCCGACUUCCAGCUGGAAGACGCUCUCCGCCCACGAGGGUUUGGUGCUGCUCUUGCAGAUUACCGACUGCCUUGGCAUCUCUACCAGCUACUUGCCCGCGUCCUGCGCAUUCGCGACUUUGAUGACAGAUUGGACUUGGGCAUCGAGGUAGAAGAAGAGGGUACGCAAGGCCAUAGCUCGCGUGCAGACAGCUUGACAUCCAGCUAUGCCUUCCAGCUCGAGUCUCUUGGCCUGUGGACAUGGGCAGCAUUUGUUCUCUUGCAUCUCGAGAUCGAAGCAGGCCGCGAAGCGGCGAUCAAGGCUUUGCUUGCCCGCAACGUGCUCAAGAUCACCAACGAAGGAUCGGAGGAGGAGGACUUUUUGCUGUCGCAUCUGAGCAUACCUGAAGCGUGGUUGCACGAGGCGAGGGCGCACGAGGCUUGCUACCGCAACGACCGGUUUGCUCAGUACGAGUCGCUGCUCGCGGCACGGGACUAUGCCUCUGCUCAUCGCGUAGUGGUGCGCUAUCUUGCGCCAGAGGCCAUCAUCCGUAACGAUCUGCACGUACUCGUAAAGCUGUUCGCCUCCUUCACCGACGCUCAUCCCAACGGCGGCCUGGACGACCUGCCGGGAUGGAAAUUGGGCGGCCGGGUCUACCUUGACUAUGCAGCUUGCAUCCGCCAAAUUCCUCACCUGGUGGGACUCAACAAUCAAGAUCGACUGCCACCACCUGAGAAGGCCACCCUUGCUCGGCUCGUGUCGCGCUUGGCAGAGCUUCUGGAGCUCGUCCCCGGCCUCUUUCAAGACGUGGAAAGCAGCCUCACACAGAAAGUGGCAAAAUGCGAAAUGCUGGCAAGUCUUCACAACCUUGCUCGUGCCACGCAGUCCAUCUCGGAAGUGCCUUUGGCUCCAUGGGACAGCAGCGGGCCCCCUCGCACCAACGAGCUGCAAUACGCAGCCAACGAGCACCUAAAGCUGCUGAUCGGGUCAUUGGCUUAACACGCAGAUGCCAAUUAUCACCGUCUUGAUUUUGUGGUAUGAACUUCCCGCCACUUGAGCGAUUGUCUUUGGCUGAAGUAAUGUUGGAAUGACUGCUCACCCGACAACAGCAAUGAUCAAUGAAAUUCUCGGA
This is a messenger RNA of Ceraceosorus guamensis, 6552 nucleotides long. RefSeq lists its product as hypothetical. Gene Ontology annotation, biological process: post-transcriptional tethering of RNA polymerase II gene DNA at nuclear periphery; protein import into nucleus; RNA export from nucleus. Gene Ontology annotation, molecular function: structural constituent of nuclear pore. The coding region runs from base 177 to 6419 and encodes 2080 amino acids. The record is from RefSeq and is a predicted model, not a curated record. Gene Ontology annotation, cellular component: nuclear pore; nuclear pore cytoplasmic filaments. The transcript has 8 exons. Lineage: Eukaryota; Fungi; Basidiomycota; Exobasidiomycetes; Ceraceosorales; Ceraceosoraceae.